AUGGGCCCCUGUACCGCCUCCUCAUGCUGCUGCCAGGCCCGUAAUCUGCCAUGGGCCCCCGUACCGCCUCCUCAUGCUGCUGCCAGGCCCGUAAUCUGCCAUGGGCCCCUGUACCGCCUCCUCAUGCUGCUGCCAGGUCCAGAGUGUGUCAUGGGUCCCUGUACGGCCUCCCAUUGCUGCUGUCUCCAUCGCCACACUCUGCCAUGUGCCACUUUCAGGUCUCCUCACACUGCUGGUGGGUUCCAUUUUGUCAUAGGGUGCUGUAUGGCCUCCCAUUGCUGCUGCCUCCACCGCCACACUGUGGCUCCACACUCUGGUUUUGGCCCCGUGACUGCCCACAUGAGUGAAGUGUGCGUUGAUUCUAAGAUCGACGGCACUCAUCUGCAUGUCAUACUGACUGACAGUAUUAUUUCUCUUCCCCAGCAGACUCCAAGGGCAUUUAAAUUAAAGGUACAGUGUUCUGCACUAAUAUAA
Messenger RNA from Staurois parvus, 474 nucleotides. Lineage: Eukaryota; Metazoa; Chordata; Amphibia; Anura; Ranidae. The record is from the annotation of a GenBank genome assembly.